Messenger RNA from Osmerus eperlanus (European smelt), 3736 nucleotides. Its product is annotated as collagen alpha-2(VI) chain-like. NCBI's taxonomy places the organism in Eukaryota, Metazoa, Chordata, Actinopteri, Osmeriformes, Osmeridae. Bases 145 to 3234 code for a protein of 1029 amino acids. The record is from RefSeq and is a predicted model, not a curated record. The transcript has 30 exons.
CACGUCUCGACAGGUCUGUAGGAAGACAUACCUUCAUCUGAAAGUGGAAGGACUGUCACUGGGACUACGUUUGAGGAACAUACAGCAUCAAGUCUUGUUUAGAUUGGACCUGCUACCGCAUUGACCCACCUGUCACCUGGCAUCAUGAGAUUGGUUCUGAGAGCAGGGGUCCUGCUUCUGGGGGCCCUCCAUCUGUUGGCUCAGGACCCGGAUUAUGACGACAUGGUUAUCAGGCCCAGAGACAUCCUUGAUGCCAGCGGCCUGUGCCCGGUGAACGUGUACUUUGCCAUAGACACCUCAGAGAGCGUGGCUCUGAAGGAGCAACCCUGGGGAAACCUGGUGGAGGAGCUUAAAAUAUUCAUUAAACUGCUCGUGGAGAAGCUGGAUAGGUCCCACACAUCCACGUCUGUCACCCCCUCCCCAUCUUCUGCCUUAGGCUCCAGCAAGAUCCGCUGGGCUUAUGGCGGCCUGCACUUCUCAGACCGCGUGGAGAUCUUCAGCAACGUUGAGACCGAUACUCAGAUGUUUCUGUCACGGCUACAGCUUGUUCGUUAUAUCGGUCGGGGUACUCACCUCGACUGCGCCUUAAGAAAUAUGACGGAUCGAGUGCGUUUUGCCGGUCGCAAUAAGAGACCAAGGUUGCAGUAUGCCGUGGUGCUGACAGACGGAUACAUCACAGGAAGCCCUUGCGGUGGGGUCCAGCAGGCCGCAGAGGAAGCCAAGGGGGCGGGCAUGAAGAUAUUUGUGGUGGCUACGGACAAGGAGACAGUGGAGAACGAGUUAAAACAGAUUGCUAGUCCACCUAUGGAGGUGUACAGGAGAGACUACCUGGCAUAUCCCAGCAUCCCCCGUAAGGCAGCAGUAAACAGCAUAGCUGAGAGCAUAGUGAAACAUGCCGAAUAUGAGUGCCAGGUACCUAUGUGUGUCCAAAGAGAUGGAUUUCCUGGUGAAAAGGGGUAUAAAGGAAUGAAGGGCGAGAAGGGAACUGCGGGUGCAAUCGGAGACCCUGGUCUCCCUGGACAACAGGGGGACCUUGGUGUUGAGGGACCAAUUGGUUUGCCUGGUCCAAAGGGAUCUCCUGGACUAAAAGGAGAAAAGGGGGAUUUUGGAACUUCUGGGACAAAGGGUCAAAAUGGAGCUGCUGGGUAUGAUGGCAUUGAUGGAGAAAAGGGAAAAACUGGCACCAUGGGUACGCCUGGAUGUAAAGGACACCCUGGCAUGCAAGGAGAUCCAGGUUCUCCUGGGGACUUUGGGGUCAAAGGUGAAGCAGGAACAACAGGUGAACAGGGUGUUGCUGGACGGAGUGGGAGACCAGGAGCUCAGGGGGAUCGUGGCAGGCCGGGGAGAAAAGGUAUCUCUGGCUAUGCAGGAAACCCAGGUCUGUUUGGAAGAAAAGGAGCGAAGGGCCAGCCUGGACCUGCAGGGGCUCCAGGAGAUGAUGGCAUCAGAGGGGAUAGUGGAGAUGCUGGUCCACGGGGGAGGACAGGCAGAAAAGGAGCCAAGGGAGAGCUAGGGCCAGAGGGUGAAAGGGGACUCACAGGAGACACUGGAGCAGCAGGCUCCACAGGCGCCCCAGGUUUCCCAGGGGUCCGUGGUCCAGCAGGUGACAAAGGGGAGUUGGGAGCUCCGGGUUCUCAGGGACAGAUAGGGGAAUUUGGACCCAGAGGACAUGCAGGGGGGCAAGGGGCAAAGGGAGACAAAGGAAAAGAUGGCUACAACUACGCAGGACCCAGAGGUGAACAGGGUGACAGAGGAGAACCUGGCUUACUUGGCUUGCCGGGCUCCAGAGGGUACUAUGGUGAGAAAGGAGAAGAAGGGUCCAAAGGAGGGACAGGAGAGCCAGGAGAGCCAGGGCUUGAGGGGAAUCCAGGAGACAGAGGGAUAAGAGGUCCGCCUGGGUCUUCAGGAUCCCCUGGCCCACGCGGGCGUUCAGCACUGACUGAGUGUGAACUCAUGGGACAUGUAAGAGAAACAUGUGGAUGCUGUGACUGUGUGAAGAUGUGUCCUCCUCUCGACCUGGUGUUUGUGAUUGACAGCUCUGAGAGUAUAGGAAAAACCAACUUCAGCCUAGCUAAGAACUUUGUUCUUAGUGUGGCAAACAGACUGGGGUCAAUGGCCAAGAACAAAACUGAUGUAUCAGGGUCCCGUUUUGGCGUGGUCCAGUAUAGUCACUUCGGAGCUGUUCAGGCUAUCCGGAUGGAUGACAAGACUGUGACCACUUUGACCUCCUUCAAGGUCAAGGUCAAGGCCUUGGAGUGGAUUGCGGGAGGCACCUGGACCCCAUCCGCCCUGAAGUACACCUACGACAACCUGAUCGUCCCCGGGCGCAGGCCUGGCACCAAGGUAAUGGCAAUAGUCAUCACGGAUGGUCGGUACGACCCUAAGGAUCUGGACAGUCUGGGGUCUCUGUGUGGCGGGGUGGAUGUGUACGCUGUCGCCAUAGGUGACAUGUUCAAGACCGGAGCUGAGAGGCAGAACCUGGAGAGGAUAGCCUGCAACAUGACCGACCGGGUGAAGACCUUGAGCGUGUACGCAGAGCUGACAGCGGAAGACUUCCUGGAGGAGGUUGAACAGUUGCUUUGCCCAGAUCCAGAGACGAUCUGUCCUGACCUGAAGUGUGCCCCGGAUAUAAAUGUUGCUCCCCUGGUCCAGCGCCCUGUCGACAUCCUGUUCUUUGUGGAUGGCUCUGAGAGAACAGGGCCAGGAAACUUCCGGACCGUUCUGGGCUUCAUCAACAGACUGGCCCAGGAAAUCCCUCUGUCCAAUGGGGACUCGGACGCAAAGGGGGCUCGCUUUGCUGUCCUGCAGAUUGGAGGGGAACAAGACCCAGAAGUCCUUCUAGACUUCUCCUACAGUACCAGCAGCAUCAGCUCCCUGGCCUUCCAGGCUGUGUACCGGGACUCCUCUGCCAGACUAGGAGGCGCCAUCCUCUACGCUGCUAAGAACCUGGUCGUGAGCCCCGGAGGCCGGUUCAGAGGAGUCCGUAGAAAUGCUGAGAUAUCUUUUGUGUUUGUCACCGACGGAAUGGUGUCUGAUAGGAACAUGGUGCAGGCUGUGGACGCCAUGAGGAAAGCCAACGUAGUCAGCAUGGCAAUUGCAGUGGGCCCUGAGGUAGAUAGAGCCAGGCUUCUGCAGCUUACUUUAGGGGACACAUCUCUCAUCUUUAACCUGAAGAACUUUAAGGAAAUGACUGCUCCAGGUGUGGUGAGGUCUAUUGGUCGUUGUCUCGGUUAAGCAAAGUUGUUUUGUCUCUGCUGAUCUUUGUCAAAAAUGACAGUGCUAUACUGACCUAGAAGGUAUUAGUUUUUCUCAAUCGCUUUGGCUCAAAUCUCAAACGUAAGUACAAUUGUUAUUGCUCAAAAACUACAUGCACAUUGCUUGUUGUUCAAAACUGAUGAGUUCAUUUUCCGUGACUCUUCUAAACAUUCUUUCAUCGUGUGAGCCAUCCAUCACAUGCAAAAUAAUUCAUUCAAUUAUAAAAAUCUGGCCGACACAUGUAUAUUCCCUAAAUAUGUAUAACAUGGAAUGUUUGUGAUGUCUGCUAAAUUGGCAAAUUACCUGCAAGGUAACAUGAAAUACGAAUCACAACCUAACAAAUAAACCAAAUCUUUUUAUUGUUGCAUGGAUGUCAAUUUGUGACAAUUUUCUGUUCAGUAUAACUUUACAUGUCAGAAAUAUGUAAACAAUUGACAUGCAAAUGUGAAUUUUCUGUUUGCAUGUGAUGCAUGUGAUGCAU